AUGUCGAAAGUUGUCAGUAACAAGGAGAAGAAAUCCUUCAGUAAAAAGCUCUUCCGGAGGAGCUCGGUCCGCUCCGUGGGGAGCUUUAUGAACAGAGUUCUCCGGACUCUAUCGACUCUGUCUCAUUUCGGCACAGACGAGCAGGCCGCCGAGGAUGAGAAGGACGACGCGGGUUCGAUCCCCAAUACUACCGGGGGGUCGGUACCUUCAGACGACAGCGACUGUGGGGGUUUCCCGUUCGGGGAUAAAGUGCCAGGUGUAGCCGGGCUGAAAAAUCACGGCAACACCUGCUUUAUGAACGCUAUCCUGCAGUGCCUGAGCAACACGGAGCUGUUCGCAGAGUACCUGGCUCUGGAGCAGUUCAAGGGGACAGAAACCACCACCAGCAGCAGUAGCGACAAGGCCAAGUCCAACGGGGUGCUGGUGCAGAAGAAAGGGAGCCAGCAGCAGCAGCAGCAGCAGGAUUCCGGGGAGGUGACUGAGCAGCUGUCCGGGCUGGUCAGGGCUCUGUGGACCUUCGAGUAUACACCUCAGCACAGCAGAGACUUCAAGGUAAUCAAAUGAAGAGAGUCAAGGGCUGAGUGGGUACACUUUGUACAAAAGAAGGGCCGUAAAACAACAACAAGACACACAACCUACUGAUGUAGAGAAACUGACUUUUUAAAGGACCAAAAUUAGAUCCAUUUACCUGCCUAGAACAAAGUUUCCUGAUAGACUUUCUGUGCCCCUGAGCUAUUUUGAAACUUUCACAGGGACUUGUAGAAAACAGAAGAUGUUGAGGUUACUUUCAAGUACAGCUUUGUUGAGUUUUGCUGUUUCCCACUCAGAGCAUAGCUUGAAUCUUAGUUAUAUUUUCAAUAAAUCUAUGUGAGCAGCUCAUAUGUAACCCUGAACAGAAGUCUCAAGUUUAAGAUUGUCACUGAUAAGUGCUGUCUGUGCACUGCUAAGUUUUAUGCAUGGCAAAAGAAGCCAUUCGAGCCAAAUUAGCUGUAUUACCUACAUUGGAUAUCUAUGAUCCAGUCUAGAAAUUUCAAUAUAUGGUAGACUUACUGAAUGAUUUUCUUCAGUUUGUCAGAAUAAUUACAGAUGUCAAUAGGCCCAAAUCACAUGAAAGUUUUCCUGUUACACUUUUGAUAGAUGCACACUAUGCACUAUAAGAAUAUGCACACACACACACAUGGAUAUAAUACAUUUUUGUACCCACUCUGUCUCCAUCAAUCAUAUCGAGCACAAACAAAACAUCAUACAGAUGUUGUAUUUCUUUGUUUUUUCAGUUUAAAAAGUGACGCAAUGGUUUGACUGGAUGCAAAUCUUGUAGGUUUAACAUUUCAAGAAUGCAAAAUAUAUUUAAGUGAACUCCCUACCAGUCAAAAAUACAUUGACUAACAAUAUUUGGCACCAAAACUUUGCCACCAUACAGAGGUUUGUUUUCAUUUUUGAUGAUCUAAUCCAAACACACCUUCUGAAAUAGAAUUUUUUUUUUUAAUUUAAGUGUCAUAGAAAGCUACAAGCAGCUUGUGGCAACACACAUAACAUAUGUCCUACUCCUGCAAAGUAAACAGCCAAUCCUAGUUUAUAAUUUGGUGUUGGCAGAGCGCCCCUGUCCUAAAUUUAACUCAGGUGAGCGCAGAUCUCUCAUGCUAUGUGAUAUCUUUUCUUACAGUUAAACCAACCUUAUCAUAGGAGAUUAAACUAUGAACCUAUUUGCUGAUCCAGUGAAGGACCUUUGUUGGGUAGAAGACAUCACCUGCUUCAUUUCAUGAUCAAAUGUAGGCAGUGUGGGAGUAUUACACCCUCUGAGAAAUACGGUUUGCAAGAUAUGUUCCUAAGAUUUUCAAGUAGUACCAAUUUGAAAACAUUAAAUUUCAUAGCCCAUUUGAAAAUCAGACACUAGGAUAAUGCAGAAACCAUUGGAUUUGACAAUCCCUUAAGUUUUCCUUUAAACAUAGAUAUUUGUAUUGGUUCGAAAAGGUGCAUCCCUAGAAUUAAGCAAAGCCAGCGUUUUCUUUGUUGGUUGUUGUGAGUGGUCUGCUAAGCUGUAAAGAAACUCAUGUUUUUAUUAACCACUCUUUUCUGUACGCACGAUCAGCCAUUCUUAAAGCCUUGUCUACUUUCUCAUCUCCUUACCUUACAAACCUGUAUCCUAGCAGUAAAAGUUGUCCUGUCGCAGCCACAGUCACAAAGGUUCCUUCUUUCAUAACAAGGAUACUUUAUUCUUCCUGCCUUUUUUGGUUCAAUAACCUAUUUUCUUCUUUGAAGAGCUGAAAAUACACAAAAGAGAAGGACUAAAUUGAACAGGGCCAUUAAACACAUUGCUUAUUCUUGACAGUGUUACUAUUUCUGUCCUUUUUCUCUACCUUGGUUGCCAGCCAGAGUACAAACUGUCUGAUUGGAUAUAGAUAAUUCUGCUUGGAGAAAAGAGGCCUUGAACAUGUAUAACUCAGUCUGGGGGGAAAGUACAAACUAAGGCUCUUAGACAAAGAUUCUUCAUCAAAAUCCUCUUCUAUAUAUACAAAUUUUGUCUAAUCCAUUUAACUGAAGUGACUCAUUCUUUCUCUGUAUGUUUCACUGACAACAUCCUGAGGUAUUUAUUUAUCUGCAGCUUCAGUAUUUAAUUUACUUACAAUUUACAAUCCCAGACUUUCUUUCUUAGAGAUUUUAGUUUCUUCUCUUCUGUUUAUAUGUCCAAACCUUACAUGCAGCUAAAUGAACUUUAUGAAAAACAUACCAUUUCGGAGGUACGUGUGCAUUAGAGCUUAGUGUACACAAACUGCAUGACGCUUUUGUCUCUCUUCCCUCCGACCACAAUCUGAGCCCAAACUGAGAGCACUUAUAGCUCAUUAGGAAGAUGUACAAACUCAUAACCAAAGGGAAUUAUCCACUCUAGAGUCAGUUUUCCCCCAGAAGCGGUUAUUUUGUUUACAUGCUAGACCAAAUGCAUCAGAAGACCUAAAUUGUCAUUUUACAUUACAGCAGACAAUCACCAGUUUAGCAGCAACAGGAAGUUCUCUUUUAUUUCUUUUAUAUUGCAGGGUAAGUGACAAACUGCCCACUCCCUGGACCUUCUCUGUCCUGCACCACUGCUAGAGUCCAUACUAUGGUCGCUUUGUGGCUGGUUUUCUUCAAUUUGAUCAACAUCUCUUUCUCUCAGCCCCUUGUAUGUUUUGAUAUCACUCACAAGUUCCUGUUUUCUUCAAUUUGGUUGAUGUCGUUUCCUCUCAGCCUUUUGUGUAAUUUAAUACUUGGUCGGUGUUUUUGUUACUUACAUUGAUGAAAAAAUUUUGCUAAAAUAAAGGGAAAAUACAGGUAUCCAAAAGAAAUAAGCUCACAUUUCAAUAAUAUAUGCAAACUGUUCUCUUUUUAAAAUUGUCUCAUAAUUGUACUGGUAUGAAUCGGAGGCCAAGAUUGAGAUCUGCUCUCAAUAACAGACCUUAACCCUUUACUUGUGUGGUUGAGCUAGAGGCAGUGCGAGCUUUUUAUUGGUUCAAAAUGCUGAGGUUGCCCUGGUAAUGCCUUCAAAAUGAGGCAGAGAGUCCCAUGGGGCAGGCUGGGCAGGCUCAGAGUGCAUUUUCCCUUCCUAUCUUUGACCUUGCGUGACAUUUGAUAGCCAAUCGAGGUGACUUUAUAGCUGCCAGCCUGCGUGGCUCUGUUGAGAACACGCUGUUUUCAUCUCCAGUAGCUAAGAGUCAGUGAGGUUACACCUGUGUCCUGGUUUCUCUACAUCUGUGUCUCACCCUCACCCUCACCCUGACUCUGCUGACCUUUAGGAUUGUGCUGAUGAUCAGGACGCACAAACAUGCUGAAUAUUUUAUAAGCCAGUGAUGUCACAAACAGAAAGGGUCCUCUUUAACCACAAUGUGUUUUUGCUCCUGUUGUGUGCCGCAGAAUGUGGUAUCCAAGAGCGCUCUCCAGUUCAAGGGAAACUCCCAGCAUGAUGCCCAAGAGUUUCUGCUCUGGUUGCUGGAUAGAGUACAUGAAGACCUCAACCACAUAGCCCAUCCUGAAAGCAGACCUCCCAGGAAGGUGAACCACAAUGUAUUUAUUGCACAUUCAGAGGAUUCAAGUGCACAGUAAACAAUGCCUAUAUAACAGCACAACAUAACAUAAAGUGAAUAUCUGGACAGUGAUGAUAUGUUAUAACUGAAAUUGUCCCUUUUCUGUCAGCCAAUUUAACAACAUUGUAGUAUUCUAAGAAACUGUUCACAGUCAGUGCAUGCAUUAAACUGUUCUUGUACAUGACAUAAUUGUGUCUGUCUUUUUUCAGCCUCCAGUAGAAGAAGAAAAUCCCCCUGAAGGAUCUCCACUACCAGCACCUGGCUCUUUUGUACAGGAGCUGUUUCAGGCACAAUACAGGUAACAACUAAGUAAUUAAUGGUAUAUAGUCUGUAUUUUAUUUUGCACAGUGACUCAAUAAUACAACUACUACUAAAAUUAAAGCUCCUUUGAGUAGCUUGUAGUUUGUGUUAAUUUUGGCGCUUCCUGGUGGACAAAGUAUUACAACUUAACUUAACUCUUAAUUGUACAUAUUUAUAAAAAAAAAAAAAAAAAGACAUCUCAUCCUGCUUUUUUAGUCGUUUAAGUACAUCACUGAGAAACUUUGCUGUAGAGUAUGUAAACAAAGGCUGUCUCUUCAGUGUAGCUUAUCACUUGAUCCAACGCCUGCCCCAAAGCAGUGCUUACUUCAGAAAAAACUAUGUGGAAACAGUGAAUCUUUAUGCUGAUGGUUCAUUUUUCUGCUUUCAUGGUCAUGGAGAGGAAUUAAUAGAAAUUUCAGCCUGUUUCAUUGUGGGCUAAAAAAAUUCUGAGAAGGGCUUCAAUGUCUUUACAGCUAAAUUAACUCUGUCAGAGCACCACUGUGAGCCGCCUGCCUCUGGAAGUUAACUCUGUAAUUCAUCAAUAACACUCAUGUCUAAGAGAUACUGGGGGUCUGAAAUCUUUAGAAACACCAUUAUGCAGUUGUAUCAGUUGUUUGAGAGUUUUGUGUGAAGUGAAGCCUCAGCUGGCAACAAAAAUAGCAUAGGUUAAAGACUAAGAGUUAAACAACAAACCUAUUUUUGGGAUCUAGUAAGAAGAUUUGACUCUUAAGUACCCAAAAAGUCAUAACUUUUUCAGUUGAAUUAGCUUAAAAUAAGACUGAAGAGUUAAAGGGAUAUUCCGGCAUAAAAUUAAUUUAGGGUCAAAUGUUGCUGAUCGCUUGCUUCUCUAGUUAUACCAACUUUAGUAACAACUGCACGAUAGCAAUACACAGCGGUCUGAGGAGCCAUAAACAAACCUCAACCAAAACGCCACUCUAUAGCUACAAAUAAUGCUCAGAACAGCACCUAACUUCAUCAACAGUAUAUAUAGGUGUCCCGCCAUAGCACUAGCCACCAAACAUCUUUUUAACUUUGCCUAAUUUCUUCGGCAAAGAGACUAAACACAACUCAACCACUCUCUUCCAGCAGCCGCUUGUUUGUAGUGAGACCUCAAUCCAGUCCAUUAUGGACUGCUGUGGACUGACACAGCUCAAGGAAGAACAUUUAUGAUCAUUUCUUCAUGGAAAUGCAAUCAGACUGAGGCAGAAGAACUACCACAUCUGCGUUGCAAAAUGACUACUAUAGUAUCAUUACUUCAGGGAAAUGAUAAAGUAAUGAUCAUAAAUGUUCUUCCUUGAGCUGCGUCACCCCACUGUAGUCCGUAAUGGACUGGCUUGAGGUCUCACUACAAACAAGCGGCUGCUGGAAGAGAGUGGGUGAGUUGUGUUUAGUCUCUUUGCUAAAGAAAUCAGGCAAAUUUAAAAAGAUAUUUGGUGGCUAGUGCUGUGGCUGGAACCCUAUGUGUAGUGUUGAUGGAGUUAGGUGCUGUUCUGAGCAUUAUUUGUGGCUAUAGAGUGGUGUUUUGGUUGAGGUUUGUUUAUGGCUCCUCAGAUCGCUGUGUAUUGCUAUCCUGCAGUCAUUACUUAAGUUGGUAUAACUAGAGAAGCAAACAGUCUGCAACAUUUAUCUCUCGAGGGGGUGUCUAACUCGGUGUUACAGUGUGUUUGACUCUAAAUUAAUUUUACGCCGUAAUAUCCCUUUAAAUAAAAAACCUAUUUUUGUAAUCUAGUAACAAGAUUUGACUCUAAGUACCCCAAAAGUCAUAAAUUUUUCAGCUGAAUUAGCCUGAAAAGUUGUGGGGUUAUCACUGUAUAGAGCAGACUGUUCAAAUUAAGGGUAUACUAAGCUAAUGUGCAUUAUAAAGUGAUUUUUUUUUUUUUACCCAUUAUUCCAAAAAGUGAUCUAUUGUUACUCCAAAAACAUAUCUCUGUUCCUUUAGUAUGAUCCACUGACAAUAAUAUGUGUCUGUUUUAUUAUUCUCCUCUUGUAGGUCCUCGCUGACCUGCCCUCACUGCCAGAAACAGAGCAACACCUUUGAUCCUUUCCUCUGCAUUUCACUGCCAAUCCCGGUACCUCACACACGGUAAGCUGACUCUGUGCGCAGGUAAGAAAAUAUUUAUCAGACAGAAAAAGUCCUUGUUUCCAAAAAUGCGACGAAACAAGAUACAGUCUGAGCGGAGCAUUAAAGAGAGUGUCAAACCCAGCUGAGACAAACACCAUGAAACUUCUGACAGGACGAAGCUAAAAUUAGAAGUUUCCGUCUAUCUUUGAAAGCCUGUCCAGCAGUUGCUUAUAAAACAGACAAUUAAUUUUAGUGUCUCUGUGUUGCAGGCCGCUGUAUGUGACAGUGGUGUACCAAGGAAAGUGCUCCCACUGUAUGAGAGUCGGGGUGGCGGUACCUCUCUCUGGCACUGUGUCCAGGCUGCGACAAGCUGUGGCUCAAGAGACCAAAAUCCCUGCCCAGCAGGUGACGUCUUAUUAGGGCUGCACUUUUUUAAAGCUAACAAUAUAUAAAUGAAGAGAGUCAAACAUCUACAACAGAACCAGAUAACACAGGAAUGUUUUCCUUCUAUAAAAAGAUUAAAGUUUUAUGAAAGUAAUAGAAAAAGAGUUUAUAAAGUUAUCUUCAAGUUACAAAUAAGCAAGCAUGAAUGAAAAACUCUUUCCCUCUCUGUCUGUUUACAGAUUGUCCUCACUGAAAUGUACUUUGACGGCUUUCACCGCUCCUUCUGUGACGAUGACGAUGACCUCGAGAUCAUUCAGGAGAGCGACUCCAUCUUUGCCUUUGAAACACCUGAGCUUUUCAGACCGGAGCAGAUCCGUUCCAAGCGAGGCGGUACAGCAUCCUGUUUACUCCCUUAUAAAGUAUAUAUAUAAAGUAAUAUAAGUUUAGUGCUUCCUCAUCACAUGCCAAGAGGAGAUGAGAUUAGAUAAGAAAGGGACUUUUAUUGGAGAAGCAGUUCAUUCAGGAAGCUGUGCCGUACACUGACCAGACAGGUUUUUUUUUUUAUUUUUUAAAGCAGCACAAAAACCUUUUUUUUCCCUACACUUGUAAUUUAACGUUUCAUGUCUCUAAUCAAUACAGGGAGCCCACAUGCCAAUCUAAACCAGAACAACCUGAAGUAUGGCACAGAUAACAACAGGAUAUCCACACAAAUACAAGAGCCAACAACUCCACCUCAGAGUCCGAACAAGAACAGCGGCCAGGCUGAGAAGAUUGUCUUGUUGGUGUGUAACAGAGCCUGUGCCGGACAGCAGGGAAGAAGGUAUCCAACAGUCUUGCUCUAUAACCAAACAUGUUUAACUUAAAGUUUUGUUCAUCUGUUUUAAGGCUGUCAAAGUUGCUUCGAAAUGGUGUUCAAAUAUUUGUUCUGAAAAUAACACAGAGGUUCGAACAUAUUCCAAUAUCUAGCCUACACAGCUUGCAUAUAACUUUAUCUCACUCAGCAUUUUUUCCGUCUACCAUGUCUGCCCAAAAUCUGAAGAAUUUCCAAACCGAGCUUCUAAAGUUCGUUGGAGUCCAGACCACUCCUCCGAGUUUGGCUCCAAACAUCCCGCCAUCUCUCUCUGCAUGUGCCACGGACGGCUUUUGUUGAGUCUCACUGCAUGUGCAGCUCCUGUGACCCGUCCCUGACCCGUUACAGUGCGCUCAGUCGCAAAGCAGCCACUGUUUUUUUUUUUCAGUGUUUUUCCCACACAGUUUUUUCCACUGGUUAUCUUAUAUUCCAAUAUUAAUUUUCACAUUCGAAUCUCAUUUUAUUUUAAAUAUUCGAAUAUACAUUUGAAUUAAGAAUAUUUGUGGACAACCCUAAUCUGUUUAGCUUUAUUUUUUUUUUAAAGAGAAUAACUCAUGUAUUUACUCAACUUUUGAUUGUAUGAGUAUUGUGAUAUUUUGUGUUGAUGUACUCUCUUUCUAAACUGGGCUUGAGUACCUAUCUUUGCUCUGUUAACUUUACAAAAAACAGCGAACAAAUUUUGUCAUUUGUUAUUUCUGCAGGUUUGGUAAUCCAUUCAUCUUGUAUUUGGAGCGAACAGUGACAUGGGAUGUACUCCAGAAAGAGAUACUAGAGAAAAUGAGGCAUCUAUUGCGCCCGGGAGUUUUCGUGCAGGUGCUCAUUACAUCCACUUAGACACUUUCUUUUCUAAGAUUUUCAUUUUUGAACUUUCCUUGUUUUUUUAAUGCCCCUUUUUUAAUCUUCUCCAGGUGGGGCCCUUCACUCUGCGAGUGGUAGGGGUGGUUGGGAUCACAUAUCUCUUACCUCAGGAGGAGCAGCCUCUAUGUCACCCCUCGGUGGAAAGGUAACCACACUCAUCACCACUAGGGGGCAGUGUUUCCAUUCACAUGAACAUUCAUUACAUAAACCCUGCAGUGUGCUCGAUCUACUUGAUGUUGAUUGAGGAGCUACAGUAUGCAGGCCAGCUCUUUGGCUGUAUUGAUGUAAAAAUACCUCCUGAGAUGUAUAACAGCCUGUCUGGUUUUAUGGAUUUUCCUCUCAGAAGGUGUUGACCUCUGAGCUUGUUGCAUAGAUUUUUUCAAAUGAGGGGAAUGGGACAAAAAUAAUAUCUGCUGCACUGCUGCGGCACGAAAAAACAGACAUGAAACUUUGACCUUUUCGCAGAAAGUUUUUUUUCUCAUCAUGUUAGAUGCAAUAGAUGCAAUUUCAAAACAUAUGGUCUUCAUCAAAGUCUUGGAUGCUCAGUGUCAUCUGAAUUACUCAUGUUGGUCCUCUUUUGAUUUCUCCUCUUCAUCAGGGCAUUUAAGUCUUGCGGUCCUGGAGGUCCACCUCAUGUCAAAAUAGUUGUUGAAUGGGACAAGGAGACGAAAGACUAGUGAGUAACAUCUGAAGCUCUGCUCUACACCCUUUAUCAGACUCCAGGCUCAUACGUGAUGUCUACUUUCAGGCCUGUGUGAAACAUAAAUAAGGUAUAGAAAAAGUCUUUUGAAGUCUCCUCUGAUCCUUCGGUGACUUGCAUCAUGUUCUGCUUGCAGUCUGUUCAAAAGAACCGAGGAUGAAUAUAUCCCAGAUGCUGAGAGUGUGCGUCAAGUGAAAGAGCAACACCUGCAGCCUCAGACAUGCUCCCUGGCCCAGUGCUUUCAGCUUUACACCAAAGAGGAGCAGGUAGGCGGGUCCCUCCCACUGAGGAAGUGUGCAGUUGUGUUCGUACCGAUCUUGAGGGUUUUGUGGCAGAGCAAUUACAUUUCCAUGGGAGUUAUGAAGUUAAUACUGUUAACAACGUGUUAAGAAAUUUGAUAUUUAAGACUUUUCUUUGUCUCAUAUUCAUAUAAACGGGUAUGAUACAAAGCCAUACUGUAAAAAACUUAAGCAUGACUCUGAAAACACACAUAAAUCAAAUAAGAAUACAAAAAACAAAAAAAAGUAAGGCUGGCUUAAAUUCCUGUCUCCAUUAUUUAAAAAACUAACUGGUGAAUUUACAGGUUAAAAAAAACAUCAAACACUCUUUAUUUUGUUUUAUUUAUUUUAUUUUUACAAUCGUCAUCUUUUCAUUUUUAUUUCAGCUGGCCCCUGAUGAUGCAUGGAGAUGUCCUCACUGUAAGCAGCUUCAGCAGGGCAGCAUCAAGCUCAGCUUGUGGACCCUGCCGGACAUCCUUAUACUCCACCUGAAGCGCUUCAGACAGGUACUGAUGUCGACUCACACAUGAACAAAUGGUCAGGCUGCAAAAAAAAAAAAAAAAUUCCAGUGUCUCUUCUGAAAUCAUUUACUAGACCUGCAUGAAAAACUUACCUGGGUCAAGGAAGAGGAUCGCCACAGUAUGAAGUCAUAUGAGGUUGACUUCAGAGUCAUACACAGGAUUUCUGCUGGGUCUUAAAAACUCUUAAAAAGUCUAAAAUCCAACAAUUUGAAUUUAAGGCCUCAAAAUAUCUAAAAUUCUCUCAAAAUCUCAUAAACUGUCUUAAAUGCGAUUUUGAAAGGUAUUAAAAAUGUAUUCACUCAACUUAUGAAUAAAUAACUUGCCAUAAAAAUAAAGAUUGAUUUGAAGUAACUUAAAAUGAAUUGAUUUUCCCUCAUGUCUUUUGUACUUUUUGGAUGUAAAAUGGGUCUUAAAUUGUAUUUAUUACUGUCUAAAUAAGUCUUUAAAAGUCUUAAAUUUAACUUAUUGAAACCUGCAGAGACCCUGCAUACAGGCCUGCUGUGGAAAAACUACAUUGCUCAGAAGAUGGACCACAAAUAGUCACAAAGUGUGCUCCUGUUUUAAGCAGCUGCACAAAUGUGAAAAACCAGGUGACGAUAAAGUAUUUUAUUAAUGAAGUGCUUGUUUGAAUAGAGGCUGGAAUAAACAAAAGGAUAAAAGUUUUAAAGAUAAUAUGAAAUAGUUGUCACAUUGAGAAUGUGACUCUCCUUACCUGUCUUUCAUCUGAUAUUCAAAUAAAUAAUCAGUUUGAUCAAAAGAAAAUAAUUGUUCAAAGCAGCGCAGAUCAGAUUUAAAUCUACUUUGUUCAUUUGGAUGGCUUCAUGUCAUGCACAGAUGAAAGGUGUGUUAUUCAGAUACAGAUGACGCAAGUAAUCGUUGGUUUUUAUUCUUUCAGUCUGGUCUGAUGUAUCUUAAGCACAAGGAAAUAAUAAAAGAAAAAAAGUGAGGUUCCUUUCCUUAAGGAAUUUGAACUAUCUGACUGUCGAAUACUUCCUGGUUAUGUAGACAUCAAAAAGAUACUUUAAUUCACAAAACAUAAACAAAAAGCAUCAAUGUGUGCUUUGAAUAUAUUAAAUGAGCUGUUAUGCAUUAAUUUUGGGCAAAAUAUGCUCUAGUAUACAAGUAAAACCCAAAACACAAUACAUCAGCUUGCUAAGAGAAGGGGCUUACUGUGCCAUAUUGUAUAUAACUAUUCAGCAAUGAUGACAAUCCACCUUAAAAUGACCUAAAACAAUAUAUAUGCACCCAAAGUCUGUCAAUAUUUCUUUGACAUUGAUAUAAUCAAGCUGCUCCAGGAUGUAAGUUAGAGAUGCUGACAGCUUCACAGAGCUGCAAAAAAGUGUUUUGCAAACUGGACCUUAAAGGGACAUUCUAGUGCUUGCUUGUACGCAGACCUCCGGGCCAGUCCAUUAUUGACGGGGCGGGGCAGUGGGGUGACACAGCUCAAGGAAGAACAUUCACGAUCGUUUCCUCACGAUCAUGAAUGGGGCGGGGCAGUGGGGUGACACAGCUCAAGGAUAAACAUUUAUGAUCAUUUCCUUGUGGAAAUGCAAUCAGACCGAGACACUAAGGCAGAAGAACUACCCUUAGUACCCUGAGUAUCCCUUAAGGCCAGAGCAGAGGGCGGGGCAAGUUAUGUGAAAUUCUUGGUGUUAGUAGCAGCUCAGACGUUUUACACUUAAACUCAAAAGAACUCGCUGUCAGAUAAAAUAAGAUAAAUGUGCUCUACUUUCAGGACGGGGAUCGGAGAAUGAAGAUGCAGAACAUGGUGAAGUUCCCUCUCACUGGUAUGGACAUGGCACCCCACAUGGUGAAGAGGAGCCAGAGCAGCUGGAGUCUCCCCUCCCAUUGGUCACCAUGGAGACGGCCUUAUGGGAUGGGCCGUGACCCUGAGGACUACCUUUAUGACUUGUACGCUGUGUGUAACCAUCACGGGACCAUGCAGGGGGGGCAUUACACAGGUAAGAGGAUCAAGAACCAAGCGCUGAUGUUGAUUUGUUUCAGCUCUCCAAAAUAUUUAUUCUUAGUUUUGUUUCGUCUUUUAGCUCACUGUAAGAACUCCAUCGAUGGACAAUGGUACUGCUUUGAUGAUAGCGAUGUUCAUCCCAUGUCUGAAGACGAGGUCUGUAAGCCAACUGGUUACAUCCUGUUUUAUCAAAGACGCGCCACAAUCCCAUCAUGGUCCGCAAACAGUUCUGUGGGAGGUAAUUCAUCAGUUCAAGCUCAUAAAAUCACGUGUAAGCGUUUCCUUCAUAAACAUGAUUAACAGCUAAGCACUGUCUGCUUUUAGGGUCCACGAGUUCUUCUCUGUGUGAGCACUGGAUUAGUCGGCUGAUAGGAAGCCGUCCACCCAGCCAAGCCUCAUCCGGUUCCUCCAGACGCACCUCCUUGGCAUCUCUCUCAGAGUCAGCUGAGUUUGCUGGUGAACGGAGCGAGGAUGAUGGUGAGAAGCUCAUUAAAAACCACAGUAUCUCAAAGAAUCGCUGAGAAACUUCAGCUGAAAUGUGUCUUUUUACUGCGCAGGUUUAUCGAGCCGUCAGGCAGUAAGAGGCAUGCAAAGACAAACUUUCUCGUCAAGAUCUUCUAUCGCCAGUCCUCUUGUGCUAAGUGAAAACGGCACCAAACCAUCCUGGCCGCACUCCACAAAGCUUCAGCUUCGAUCCAACUCGCCCUCACGCUUCUCCCUGGAGUCCCACUCCUCCUCCCCGACUCUGGAGAUGAUAGGAGAGGUGGUGGAUAACUUCCCUGGCUCACCGAAACCGGACAAACUGUCCGGGGGUCGGUCAGCUCUCACGGCUUUGGACAGUAAUCUGAGCAGCAGGAGGCUGAUAGAGCAGGUUCACUCCAAAGCUGUGGCCCAGGCGGAGCAGAGGAGCUCCACCCAGGCUGGGGAGAACAACAAUGUGGUCACCUCUUCCGAACAGGUCAGUCCUCGGCAUGGGGCAGCGGUGAAGGAGCAGAAACAAAGAAACGGGGCAGGAGAUAGCGCCAGUGUGAAAAGGAACUCAGCAAAGACGGGAUUAGAGAGUGAAAGGAGUCCCAAAAAACGCCCUGCCACCUCCUCUACAUCCUCCAGCUCCCUGUCCCCUGCGUCUCCAGCUGUUGACAAGCUAACAUCUCGAUCGCAGACCAAAAGCACGGCGUCGGUGUCCAGCCCCAAGGAUAGGAAUGAUGGUGCGGCUAAAGCUAGCAAGGCAAGUUCCUCAAGGACUGCCACUCCCUCUAAGAAAGCCUCCUCCCAAACCCCGGAGGUGUUACGUCCUGACUCGGCGCAACAGAGGAAAAGCGGUUCUCCGGGAUCACAAAACUCUCACCCUCCGAGAAGGACAUCGCCAAGAACUGGAGGUGAGAGAAGCUCUGCCUCAGGAAGGACUAAAGCAGCAGACAGGAGCACUAGCCGGGAUUCCUCGAGGACCAGUGCUGUCCCAGAAAAGAAGACGAACUCUGGAGGUCUUUCCUCUAGGUCGAGUGCUGCAAGCAGGGCAGAGAGCAGACCAGGUCGGGGUGCUGAGAAUAGACCAGCAGGUCGUAGCUCGAGCAGCAGCUCCUCUAUGACGAGUCUCAGAUCCUCUAGUGUAGGUGUUUCCUCUGCAAGCGCAGCCCCGCCAUCAAGAGGGCCUCGAAGGAACAGUAAAACAGAGGAGAAAGGUUUAUCCUUUUUCAAAACUGCUCUGAGGCCCAAAGACGCUCGUAAAACAGGCGAUGGCGUGAAAACAGGGGCAGGAGAGACUAAAGGAAGUCCAGAGGAUGGUAACGGGGAUGCGGCACGAGAAGGAGCAGGUAAGAAAGCCCAGAAUGUUGCCUUAGAGGCCAAUUCGAAUACAGCCAAAGACAAGGAGUCGUCAAAAGCAUCUGCGACAGCUAAGCACUCACUGCUGCCCUCCACAAAGUCGAAGCUUUCUGGAGCAGAAACAAACACCCAGCAGUCCUCUGCCAACGCAAAAGAGCCAUCAAAGAAAGAGCCUGCGAAAAAGACAAUGCAGUCGAGGAAGAUCCCCAUCAACCCCACACCAACUAGCCAGAAGGCCAAGUGA
Xyrichtys novacula (pearly razorfish) is the source of this 14042-nucleotide messenger RNA. The record is from the annotation of a GenBank genome assembly. NCBI's taxonomy places the organism in Eukaryota, Metazoa, Chordata, Actinopteri, Labriformes, Labridae.